CUGCCACAUUCGUAAAUUAUUCCACGCUCCGAACAUGUUUGUGCCACACGCCAUCGUUCAAACGGAGCCCAACAACACAACGCUUUUGAUUACUUUCAUGCCAGAAACUGAUGAAAAUACGACCAGCCACCCACUUUGAACAGCUCCCACUCAGCUUCCAAGUCAACGACAACUAUUUUCAUUUUUGUGUGUGGAGUUUGCAAGCUUCAAGCUUAUUUGGAAAGUAGAAAAAUCUCUUUAAGACUUUUCACAAGUUUAGUACAAAAUCAUUAUACCCUCACAAAAACAUCAUUUGCAGUACAACACCCACUACGUUGUACUACAUGCAGCGACACAGACCCAAACUGUCUUCUAAGGUUAGCUAGCUUUUAUAAAUUCCGCGUUUCCCCUUUCAGUCUUUACCUCCCUCCGCUCUUUUCUACCUCUCUGCUGCGUCGUCGUUUCUGUGGCUUUCUUUCCACGCGCUUAGUUAUUCUCGCUGCUUCACAAUUCAAUUCAAGCACUGGUCCCUGUCACCACCACCGAAACAUUCAAUUCUCCAUCAUUGAAAUUUCUAUACGCAACUGAGUAGUGAGACCUGGUUUGUUAAGCAAUCAUUGAAUAUUGCUUUUAUCCUCUCUCUCUCUUUCUCUCCCUCUGAUUGAGUGCCCCUUGUCCCGUUGAUCAUUCAAUCAGGGUUGAGGAUUUGAUGAAUCCAAUGGGUACUAAUGCAACAAGCAACGAAGAACUCAAGGAGAUUGAGAAUCUCGGAAGAGAAGAUAUUGAAGAGGCUCCGGUUGUGCCUGGUGACGUGAGUACAAUAGCACCGUGGCCAAGACAGAUUACAAUUCGGGGACUGGUAGCUAGCUUUCUGGUUGGAACAAUUUAUAGUGUAAUUGUGAUGAAGUUGAACCUCACAACUGGAUUAGUCCCCAAUCUCAAUGUCUCGGCUGCUCUCCUUGGUUUUGUGUUCAUCAGAUCUUGGACUAAGAUUCUUGCAAAGGCCAAUAUUGUUUCAACACCAUUCACUAGACAGGAGAAUACCGUAAUCCAGACUUGUGCAGUCGCUUGCUAUAGCAUCGCGGUUGGAGGUGGUUUUGGGUCUUACCUCUUGGGUUUGAAUAGGAAGACGUAUGAGCAAGCAGGGUUUGAUACAGAGGGGAACAAUCCUGCGAGUACUAAGGAGCCUGGAAUUGGAUGGAUGACAGCCUUUCUCUUUGUCACCAGCUUUGUUGGGUUGUUGGCGUUGGUUCCCAUUAGAAAGAUUAUGAUAAUAGACUACAAGUUAACUUAUCCAAGUGGAACUGCUACUGCUGUUCUUAUCAACGGGUUCCAUACUCCCAAAGGAGAUGCAAUGGCCAAAAAGCAGGUUCAUGGUUUCUUGAAAUUCUUCUCAGCCAGUUUCUUCUGGGCGUUCUUUCAAUGGUUUUAUACCGGAGGAGAUAGUUGUGGAUUUGUUCAGUUUCCCACUUUUGGAUUGAAAGCAUGGAAAAAUUCAUUCUAUUUUGAUUUCAGCAUGACUUAUGUCGGAGCAGGAAUGAUCUGUUCCCAUCUAGUAAAUUUAUCCUUGCUUCUGGGUGCUGUGAUUUCAUGGGGCAUUAUGUGGCCAUUAAUCCGGGGACUAAAGGGAGAAUGGUUUCCCGCAAGUAUACCAGAAAGUAGCAUGAAGAGUCUUAAUGGCUAUAAGGUUUUUAUUUCCAUUGCAUUGAUUCUUGGUGAUGGGCUUUACAAUUUUGUCAAAGUCCUCUAUUUCACUGCCACGAAUAUCCACGCAUCCGUGAGGAGGAAGAACCUUAAUACAUUUUCAGAUAACCAGAAACCGCUCCCUAUUGAUGAUCUUAGAAGGAAUGAAGUGUUUGCAAGAGAGAGCAUUCCCAUAUGGUUGGCAUGUGCUGGGUACAUAUUGUUCUCCAUCGUUUCUAUUAUUGUGAUCCCUUUGAUGUUCCCCCAGUUGAAGUGGUAUUACGUGGUGUUUGCCUAUCUUUUCGCACCCUCUCUGGGCUUCUGCAAUGCUUAUGGUGCGGGCUUAACGGACAUGAACAUGGCCUAUAACUAUGGGAAAGUGGCUCUCUUUGUGCUUGCAGCCUUGGCAGGGAAAAGUGAUGGUGUAGUUGCUGGACUUGUGGGGUGUGGCCUGAUAAAAUCCAUUGUCUCCAUUUCAUCUGAUUUGAUGCAUGAUUUCAAGACUGGCCAUCUCACUUUCACUUCCCCUCGUUCAAUGCUUCUAAGCCAAGCAAUUGGGACAGCAAUAGGCUGUGUUGUUGCUCCUCUCACAUUCUUCCUUUUCUACAAGGCUUUUGAUGUGGGAAACCCAAAUGGGGAUUACAAGGCACCAUAUGCAAUCAUUUAUAGAAACAUGGCAAUUCUUGGUGUAGAAGGCUUUUCUGCCCUUCCUCGGCACUGCCUGCAACUCUGCUAUGGAUUUUUUGCAUUUGCCAUAGUAGCCAACUUGGUCAGAGAUCUUGGCCCCAAAAAGGUUGGGAAUUGGAUUCCACUUCCAAUGGCCAUGGCCGUUCCUUUCCUAGUUGGUGGUUACUUUGCCAUUGACAUGUGCAUGGGUAGUUUGGUUGUGUUUAUGUGGCACAAACUAAACAAAAGUGAAGCAAGUUUGAUGGUUCCUGCUGCUGCUUCUGGUUUGAUUUGUGGAGACGGAUUGUGGAUUCUCCCUUCAUCCAUUCUAGCUUUGUUAAAAGUUCGUCCACCAAUCUGCAUGAGCUUCCUCUCAUCCAGUUCCAGUUAGAACUUCACAAUAGCAUUCAAAUAUAUAUAGAUAGAAUGAAACACAUGCAAUCAAGCUUAGUAGUUGCUACGAUGAUUAUGGCCAUAAUGUCGUAGGAUGCUUGAUUGUUAUCAAUUACAUUCAUAAAAUCAGCUCUUAGAAUCUCCAUCCAUGUAAAUAUUGACACACUUUGUUACGGGGAGUAAUAAUUUGAGCACACCUUCAAUCUCUCUGCACAAAUGUGUAAGAGUGAACA
Vigna radiata var. radiata (mung bean) is the source of this 2954-nucleotide messenger RNA. Its product is annotated as metal-nicotianamine transporter YSL3. Gene Ontology annotation, biological process: seed development; response to iron ion. Lineage: Eukaryota; Viridiplantae; Streptophyta; Magnoliopsida; Fabales; Fabaceae. Bases 689 to 2719 code for a protein of 676 amino acids. Gene Ontology annotation, molecular function: iron-nicotianamine transmembrane transporter activity; oligopeptide transmembrane transporter activity. Gene Ontology annotation, cellular component: plasma membrane. The transcript has 8 exons. The record is from RefSeq and is a predicted model, not a curated record.